CAGACACACACACACACACACACGCUUUUACUUUGACAUCAGCUGACAGGAAACAGCACACCGUGUUUCCGUUAACUUGACGUGUCUCCGGCAGUCUGCACAGUCCGAACUCCGCUGGUGGACGUGUUUGAUCCGGAUCAUGGACCUGGUCUCUGAGCCUCUGCUCUAACCUCCAGCUCCCCCCGCGGAGCUCCGACAUGCUGCUGCCGGGAAACGACUCCUCCGACUGGGCUGAACUCCGCCAGUCCAAUCGGUCCGAGGCGGCGGAGGGUGAGGGGUCCGGGCUGGAGGUGGUGAUUGUGCCGGCGGUGUUCGGGCUGAUCUUCGUGGUGGGGGUCGUGGGGAACUCUCUGGUGAUGGUGGUGAUCGGGAAGGUGAGCUCCGGCUCCGGCGGCGGUGGCGGUGGGUCAGCGGGGAGCCGGCGCUCCGGCAGCCCGACCAACACCUUUAUCCUGAACCUGAGCGUAGCGGACCUCAGCUUCCUCCUCUUCUGCGUCCCGUUCCACGCCACCAUCUACUCCCUGCCGGAGUGGGUGUUCGGAGCCUUCCUCUGCUGGUUCGGACACUACUUCUCCAGCGUCAGCAUGCUGGUCAGCAUCUUCACGCUGGUCGCCAUGUCCGUGGACCGCUACAUCGCCGUGGUCCUCUCCAGAAAGUCUCCGCGCGUCCGGAGCCGCAGGAACGCGCUGGCCGGGGUGUGCGUCAUCUGGACGCUGUCGCUGGUGUGCUCGGUGCCGGUGGCCCAGCACCAGGUCCUCACUAACCACUCCACGGCCCCCAACAACACCUUCUGCUGGGAGAGGUGGUCCUCCCGAGUCUCAAGGCAGUCCUACAAGGUGACAAUCCUACUGAUCGGAUACCUGCUGCCGCUGCUGCUCAUCAGCUGCUGCUACACCAAGGUUUUAUUUCAUCUCCAUAAAAAGAUGAAGAACAUGUCCAAGAAGUCUGAACACUCCAAGAGAAAGACGGCUCAGACGGUUCUCCUGGUCGUCACCGCCUUCACCAUCUGCUGGAUGCCGCACCACAUCAUCGCCAUGUGGGAGUUUGGCACGUUUCCUCUGAACGAGCCUCCUUCGCUUUUCGUAUCGUCUCGCAUGCCUGUCGUAGGGAACUCGUGCGUGAACCCCGUCCUCUAGUUCCUGUCCGAGAACUUCCGUAAGGCCUGCCGCCAGGUCUAUACCUGCCACUUCCUGUACCCGCCGCACCCAGCAGCAAGGUGGUUUUCGAUUCCGCAUGGAAACUUCCACCACAACUUCCACCACCAAAUAUGA
Larimichthys crocea (large yellow croaker) is the source of this 1271-nucleotide messenger RNA. RefSeq names its product galanin receptor 1b (gene galr1b). Gene Ontology annotation, cellular component: plasma membrane. Gene Ontology annotation, biological process: G protein-coupled receptor signaling pathway. NCBI's taxonomy places the organism in Eukaryota, Metazoa, Chordata, Actinopteri, Sciaenidae. The record is from RefSeq and is a predicted model, not a curated record. Gene Ontology annotation, molecular function: G protein-coupled receptor activity.